CAAUAUGACAAGAGAGGAUCGGUAGGGUAAUUUUCAACACUACACACUGGAAAAUAAAACAGCCAUCGCGAAGAGCGUGCACCACGAUUAUUCCCUUCUCUUCAAACCCCGCAAAUUCUGUGGUUUUGAAGUUGUGACAACCAUAAUCUUAAAUCAAUCUGCUUAAAUUGUCAACUGUUACGUUUUGGACGCACGUAUUGCGAAAACGGAAGAGAGAAUAUGGCUAUAACGAAUUUCCUCAUGACAGUGAUAGGGGUGGGAGCGGUGGUUCUUCUGCUGAGGAGCGAUGUGAAGCAGUCUGCAAAUAUCUUUAAACGCAACAUGAAACAAAUUCGCACCUGGAUUGAGGAAGAGUCCUCGGCCACAGCUUCCAAGCGAUCUAUUCAGGGCUCCAAGCAAGGAAUCAUUGGCUGUCGUUCCUGUGUUGUUGAAGCUGUGCAGAGAGCCAAUCAAAGAUGUUCUCAGGACCGAGCAUGUAAAACCCAAAAAUAUUGAGCCGCCUGCACCAGAGAAGAAUAUUCCUAAGGAGGACAAGCAAUAGGGUGGAAUUGUUCAAUAUGUAGUUACAGAACAAGUGAAGGUGAUAUUUUGUUGGUUUUUUCUAUAUUAAUGAGAAUCCCUUCAAAGAUCUCUUAACAUCUUAGUUAUUCAGAUCAAGUAUUUAGUGAGAGCCUAUGUGAUUGACUAAACAUGUCAAAGUUUAAGGAUACUUAUUACAAAGCCAUAAUAGUUGCAUAUCAUGCCAAAUUUUCCUCUUUGCCAUGAAACAAUGUAUCAUAAAAAUAAUUUAUAGUGCAACAAUUAUGUUC
This is a messenger RNA of Cryptomeria japonica (Japanese cedar), 809 nucleotides long. RefSeq lists its product as uncharacterized. Bases 220 to 495 code for a protein of 91 amino acids. The transcript has 3 exons. The record is from RefSeq and is a predicted model, not a curated record. NCBI's taxonomy places the organism in Eukaryota, Viridiplantae, Streptophyta, Pinopsida, Cupressales, Cupressaceae.